AUGGAGCAGCCGCUCCAUGAUGCUCUGGAAAAUGCCGAGAGCCACGCAGACUCCAAAUUGGAGUCUACAGCAACGAAACGCUCCACGAUGAGUAAUGAUUGUUUGGGCAUCUGCCGUUGCGUCGUCUACAGGGCAAAAGGGACGUGCCUAACUUUAAGUCUAAUUGGCACUACAUUGGGGUCUAAAUUAAAAGAAAUUGGCCUUCACUCAUUGCAGUGGAUGUGUGGCUGUGAGCUCCGAGGAGACAAGAGCAAAAGAGGAUUUUGGCAGUAUGGCUACGAAGGGAGGACCUUCAUCACCUUCGACAAGGAGACCCUCACCUGGGUGGCUCCCGAACCCCAGGCCCAGAUCACCCAGAGGAAAUGGGACGGUGUUCCAGGAAAGAAUGAGAGACAGAAGUCCUACCUGGAGGAAAUCUGCAUUGACUGGAUAGAGAAGUACCUGUCCUAUGGGAAGGAGACUCUGCUGAGGACAGGUGAGCAUCUGGAUCCAGACUUUCCUCCUUUAUGGCUGGAUCUCUUGUACACAUUCAGCCCCUUUGGGUGCCUGGUCUUUAGCCUGUUUGCCAUGGUGGGAAUCCCCCUCCUCCUCUUCCAGCCCCUCUUGCAUGUAGACCCCCUCCCCUAG
Molecule: messenger RNA, 627 nt
Organism: Thamnophis sirtalis
Lineage: Eukaryota; Metazoa; Chordata; Lepidosauria; Squamata; Natricidae
Source: RefSeq, a predicted model, not a curated record